AUGGGUUUGAGCCCGGCCUCCGCGAGGAAGGGCCGGCUCCACCUCUCUGGGUUCCCCAGAGGCCACCCCAAACCCGUCCUGGGAACCGCAGGUCAGGGCCCAGCGCCAGUCACCCUGCGGCCCCUCAACUGUGCGGAAAUGCUCCCCCCACCCCCACCGAGCUGCCGCGGCCUCCAGGCGGUCCUCCAGCUCCCCCUGCCCAAGCAGUCGCAGCAGGGAAAGUCAGACCAGGGCCAGAGCCAGCAGCAGGGGAAGAAGCCUGUAGUUAAAUUGGAGACCACACCCAACCAGGAGACAGCAGAGUCAAAUUCAACCCCAAAGCCUGGGAGUGCAGGCAAAUUAACAAAGCACGCAGCUGAGGGGGAACCAAGACCCAGACCCGGAGACCAUGAGAUUUUUCGAAUUGGCUAUGAGCACUGGGCCAUCUACGUGGAAAAUGAUUGUGUGGUCCAUCUGGCUCCCCCGAGUGAGCAGAUUGAGGCGGGCAGCAGCACCUGCGUCUUGAGCAGCUGAGCCAUCGUGAGGUACAGCCGACUGGAAAUGCGCGGCUGCUCCCGGAAGAUUAACAAGCUGGACAGGACCCACCUGCUGCCUGUGGACAAGAUCAUGCAGCGCACAAAAAAGAUGGUCAACAGGAUAGUGCCAUACAGCCUGAUGGAAGGGAACUGUGGGCACUUCGCCAACCACCUCAGAUAUGGCGAGCCUGGGAGCCAGCAGGUCGAGCACGCCCUGAUGGAGGGUGCAGCGGAGGCCGCGGGAGCAGUCCUCUCAGCUGUGGUGGACGGCAUGCGGCCCAAGCCAGCCACUCCUGAAGAAGAAGUCGAGCACGCCCUGAUGGAGGGUGCGGCGGAGGCCGCGGGAGCAGUCCUCUCAGCUGUGGUGGACGGCAUGCGGCCCAAGCCAGCCACUCCUGAAGGUGCUGAGAACUCCAAGCAGAGGAAGAGCUGCUGA
Manis javanica (Malayan pangolin) is the source of this 951-nucleotide messenger RNA. The record is from RefSeq and is a predicted model, not a curated record. NCBI's taxonomy places the organism in Eukaryota, Metazoa, Chordata, Mammalia, Pholidota, Manidae.